AUGGGCGCCUUACAGUCCUUACCUGGUCAACAGGAGUACAUUGAUCUGGCGGAGAGGACGGGCUUUUCAUGUGAACAGAUCGGAGUCCUCCAUAAAAGAUUCAAGCAGUUGAGUCACAAUGAAGAAACUCUGCAGAGAGAUCACUUCAAUGAGAUCCCAGAUCUGGCAUGCAAUCCCAUCCGUUACGAGAUUAUAGGGGCCUUCUUUGACAGAAGAAACUUUCGGCAGAAUGGGGAGGGGACCGUUGAGGAGAUCAACUUUGAGGAGUUCCUGGUGGUCAUGUCCCACUUCAGGCCCCCUUCACUAAACAUGACGGAAGAGCAGCGUGAGAGUGUCAGGAGGGAGAAACUGAGAUUUUUGUUCAACAUGCAUGAUACAAACAACGAUGGAACAAUAACUCUCGAAGAAUACAGACAUGUUGUGGAGGAGCUGUUAUCUCGCAGUGGAGCACUGGGGAAGGAUACAGCCAAAAGCAUUGCUGAUGCAGCCAUGUUGGAGGUGGCCGGUAUUUCAAUGGGCCACAUGGAACCUGAUGAAUUCUAUGAAGGCAUCACAUUUGAGCAUUUCCUCAAGUUACUGAAUGGCUUCGAAAUUGAGUCGAAAAUGAGCAUUCGUUUUCUGAAUAUGGACACACCAACCCUAUGCAAGUGAUGUUGGUACACUGAACGAUGUAGCAACUUUGGGAAACUCUGAGGGUUAGGGUUACUAUAAUAAUGCUUUCACAGCAGCAAUAACUAUCUAUAGUUUCCUACUAGGGCCUGACUAAUACUAGAUUUUUGGGGCUGAUACUUAUAUCGAGGAGUAAAAAAAAUUCUAAUAUGGAUAUAUCAGCUGAUAAUCUUAUAUAUACA
Molecule: messenger RNA, 851 nt
Organism: Scomber japonicus (chub mackerel)
Lineage: Eukaryota; Metazoa; Chordata; Actinopteri; Scombriformes; Scombridae
Gene: tescb
Product: tescalcin b
Exons: 8
Coding region: 1-651 (216 amino acids)
Molecular function (GO): calcium ion binding
Source: RefSeq, a predicted model, not a curated record